Molecule: messenger RNA, 1314 nt
Organism: Zygotorulaspora mrakii
Lineage: Eukaryota; Fungi; Ascomycota; Saccharomycetes; Saccharomycetales; Saccharomycetaceae
Product: agmatinase
Exons: 1
Coding region: 1-1314 (437 amino acids)
Molecular function (GO): metal ion binding; agmatinase activity
Source: RefSeq, a predicted model, not a curated record
AUGAGGCUUUCAUACUUGUGGACAGCUUUGACGUGUUCAGCAAUUGCUGAAGGUAGAUACGCAGGUCAUGAAGAAUCGUUUUGGGUGAACAAGGAAGAUGAUCUGAGAUUGAAUGAUGUUGGAAAGAAUAGUGUUGCACCUUUUAUUGACCAAUUGUUUGGUGAGCUUUUGAAACCUCGAUUAGAUUGCAAUUCGGAGGAUUUUGUGUCAGUAAGCAGUCAAAUUGAUGUCAUGGAGGAUGAAGAUCCUGAUUUUAAAGCACAAUGUGGAUUUUUCAACGAAAAUCCAGUUGUACUGCCAUUAGACACAUACAUGAAGGACUUAUUCUUCUUCAGUGGGAUUGUCACGUUUGCGCAUUUGCCUGCGGUUAAAUGUUUUGCUGAAGACGAGCUAAAUGCAGAUAUUGUAAUUGUCGGGGCACCCUUCGAUACUGCUACAACUUAUCGCCCAGGAGCUAGAUUUGGCCCUAAUGGAAUCAGGCAGGGUAGUCGCAGGAUAGGUUCAGGUAUCUCUCCAGUGAGAGGCUUCCCAGGCUCAAAGUUACGGCUCUUGAAUCCUUAUAAUUCUUCAUACAAGAUUGCCGAUUGUGGUGACAUUCCCAUGACUCCCUUUGACAAUAGGGUAGCCCUCAAUCAGCUGUACAGGGGUCAGAGAAAGAUACACAAUCACCCGAGUCUUAAAGAGCCCGAAAAGCCUCCAAGAAUCAUCACACUAGGAGGCGAUCAUACUAUCACGUUGAUGGCUCUGAGGUCUGCGUAUGAGAAAUUUGGUCCAUUGGCUGUUGUUCAUUUCGAUUCACACAUUGAUAGCUGGUCUCCGGAUGUCUUAGGUGGCGGUGUUUCCAAGAGGGCACGCUUAAACCAUGGUACGUUUUUACAUUAUGCUCACGAAAAAGGCUAUCUUGCAAACAAUAGUGCUAUCCAUGUUGGGAUCAGGGGUCCUUAUAUUGAUUCUCAUGAUGAUUUACACGACCGUGAAUGUGGAUUUGAGAAAAUUGUUUCCAGGGAUAUCGACAUCAUAGGUAUCCGAGGCGUGGUCGAUCAGAUCAAGAAAAGAAUUGGCGACUUGCCAGUAUAUAUAACAUUUGAUAUCGAUGUCUUGGAUAUUGCAUCUGCUCCUGGAACAGGUACUCCAGAACCAGGUGGAUUCACAGCAAGAGAAGCUUUAACCAUUUUGGAUGGAUUGGAGGGGAUUAAUCUUGUUGGCGCCGAUGUCGUAGAGGUUGCGCCAGCAUAUGAUUCCAACGGUGAUAUCACUGUAAUCACAGCGGCUAGUGUAGUUGAUUCCUUCAUCGGUUUGAUGACUGUAGAAUAA